GGGCGGGGCUGGGCGGGACCGGCUGGCGCGGGGCCGCGGCGGGAGCGCUCCGCUGAGCACCAGGUCGCGCGCGGCCGAGUCGCGGAGGCGCCGCCGCUGCAAUCCCUGCGUCUCCAAGCAACAUGGCUGACAAGGCCAAGCCCUCCAAAGCUGCGAACAGGACGCCCCCCAAGUCCCCGGGGGACCCCUCAAAGGACCGGGCGGCCAAGAGGCUGUCGCUGGAAUCGGAGGGUGCCGGUGAGGGUGCAGCCGCGGCCCCCGAACUCAGUGCCCUGGAGGAGGCCUUCCGGCGCUUCGCGGUGCAUGGAGACACCAGGGCCACUGGGAGGGAGAUGCACGGCAAGAACUGGUCGAAGCUGUGCAAGGACUGCCAGGUGAUCGACGGUAGGAAUGUGACGGUCACCGACGUGGACAUCGUCUUCAGCAAGAUCAAAGGGAAGUCUUGCCGGACCAUCACCUUUGAGCAGUUCCAGGAGGCACUGGAGGAGCUCGCCAAGAAGCGAUUCAAAGACAAGAGCAGCGAGGAGGCGGUUCGCGAGGUGCACAGGCUCAUUGAGGGCAAAGCGCCCAUUAUCUCAGGGGUGACGAAAGCCAUCUCGUCGCCCACAGUGUCGAGGCUCACAGACACCACCAAGUUCACGGGCUCCCACAAGGAGCGCUUCGACCCCUCUGGCAAGGGCAAGGGCAAGGCUGGCCGCGUGGACCUGGUGGACGAGUCGGGCUAUGUGUCCGGCUACAAGCAUGCGGGCACCUACGACCAGAAGGUGCAAGGGGGCAAGUAGCCCCCGCUCCAUGCCUCGCGGCACUGCCGGUGUCCCUGGAGCAGGGACUCUGUCACCUCGCACUUCAUUACAUUCCUGUGCUCACUCGGGCAGAACUCAGACGGGUGCCCCAGAGGGGGCUGGGGGGAGGCCAGGCCCAGGCCUCCCUCCUGCCCCUCCUCCUGCCAGAUGCCCCCAGCACUCCCCUCUCGAACCAGGUUUGGGCCCCAGUUCACUGACCCUCCUUAUACACCUGCGUCCUCAACCGUUUCCAAAGUGUCUCCCGGAUCACACCACAUCGGGCACGUGGUUUGCAGGUCAAAGGGGUGUUUUAAAGGAGCUGGCUGUCAUGGCAACAGGAGGCUGUGCUGAUCUCCUGACUGGCAGACACCUUCCAGGAGCCCUGAGGGUGGCAGGAGCUAAUCCCAACCAGCAGGCAACUAACACGGAGUUGGCCCCACACCGGGCAUGGGAGGUGUCUGUGGGGCCUGAGGCCUGUACUGUGUGCAGUGGACACCACAGGGCCUUCCUGCUUUCCUGGGCAGAGGGCAGAGUGAGGCCAUCUGGCAGGGGUACUGGGCACCUGGCACAUGUGUGGGGAAGCCGGUCACAUGGACACAAGUGUGCACACAUGCCUACAGGCCAGCUCUGUGCCAAGGGCAACGUCGGAAAAAGGAAAGCUGUGGGGGACAGUGGGCGGCUUCCCGGCUGACCACAGUGGCCUGGACUGUGAGGGUGGAGUCAGCUCCCUUUGCUUUCCUGAGUAGACGUGGUGGCUGCCUGUGUUCUCAGAGCAGGUCUAGGAAGAUUCGGAAUGUCUGGUCCCCGUGGUGUUGCCAGGCAAGAGACAUGAAGUGCUGAGACACUCCUCGCCUCACUGCGUGACAGGGCCUCUGCCCGGCCCUCCCGCUUGCCCAUCCUCACUAGCUGCACCCUGCUUGCUCGCAGACCUCCCAUUGCCAUAGCCCAAGCGCCUUCUUCAACUCUCCUGAAAUGACUCAGCCUAACCUCUCCCGGCCCCUCCCCCUAGAGAGCAGGACACCAGGGAGGACCCCUAAGCCUGUAGUGUCUGUGGGGGUUUCUCUGCCAGUAGAUGGCCAAACAGAGCCCAUCCAGGACCCUCCACGCUGCCAGGACACACCCAGGCGGCCUGCCCUUGCCUGUCUGCACCUGGGGAGAAGCUGGCACUCCUGCUCCCUCCUGGGGAGGCUGAAGGGUGUGGCUACCCACUGUCACAAUGGCGCACUGCCACUGUCCCUUGGCACACAAACAGCCACAGCUGCGCGUGUGACCUGCUGGGUUGUGGUUCUGGAGUCUACCUGAGGAUGAGCCUGCGGCAGUCUUGGGGAAACGCUUCCAGAGCCUGUUAGCCCGUGGCUACGGUGAGGCUCUGGCCAGGGCAGGGGUGCCCAGGGCCAGGCUCACAGCACAGGAUGGUGAGGCUCCUUCCUCACUGGCACGCAUGAGCGCCACUCGCCUCCCCUGACUCCCAGGAGUGUACCUGCUGCGGCCACAGCCCUGUGGAAGGACUCCCCUACCUGAGCAGAGCAGGAGCCGCAGGGCUGGAGCUCCCAGCCAGCAUGGUCCGCUGAAAGUUGGGGGUCUCCGAGGCCCCUCAACAGACUGCCGCAGGCUCAUCCCCAGGUAGACCCCAACCUGAGGAUGGGGAGGACCUGGCAGGCAGCUUCCAUGGCAGGGCUGGGAAGUUCGUGGUGUCUGGCAAUAAAGACCAAGGAAAAAUGAACCUCAGGCUUCGUGGCUCCUUUAGGAUGUCACCUCACCGGCCUGGGGAAGGCGGGGGGUGCCCAAGCCCAGCCCUGUGCCCCCACUGAACCUGGCUGGACCGCGUGUGAAAGGCAGAACUAACGUACGGAAACAUUUGAAAACAACUCUGAAUGCGCAGUGUGGAAUCGUCCGAUUACAGGCGAGCAGUCACUGGAAUUGCCUGAUCACAGCCCAUCACAACUCCAAAGCCCUUGUGUUGAAGAGGUUGAGGACGAGCUGUCACCGGAAUCACUGAUCACAGAGAAGCGGGCCAUCAGAAUUGGCCGAUCACAGACGAGCAGUCGCCGGAAUCACCUGAUCACAGACAAGCGGGUCACUGGAAUCACCCAAUCACAGACAAACGGGUCACCGGAAUCGGCCGAUCACAGCCCAUGACAAUUCCAAAGCCCUUGUGUUGAAGACGCCGAGGAUGAGCAGUCACCGAACAGGGCGGCUCCCCAGGUCCCGGAGCCUGAGACCCGAAGGACCCUGGCACCCUUACACCCUCGGACUCCUGCCCUCCUCGGCCUCUCUGGCCCCAGCGCGGCUCCACCCUGGGCCGCAUCUCCUGGUCGGAGGCUGCGUUUCUCCUUCUUCUGUCUAUGGGCAACCCGGUCGCCACAGUCACAGCCAAGUCACACAGAACGAACGUGACUCCAGAGGACCUUGCCCUGGAGCUGAGCCUGGCGCCGGGUCAGGACGGAGGGACAGGCGGAUUGGGGUCCGCGGGUCCCCACACGGCACGGCAGGCACAGAGGCUCACCAGGCCUUGCUGCGGUCUGUGGGGACGAGGGACACUGAGGAGAGGGGCACCAGGACCCUGCCUCCUGGUCACUGGUUGGCCUCAGACAAGAAUGGCUUCAAGAGCCAAGCGCAUUGGGAGCACACCAGAAACCGGCCCUGAGCACGAGAAGCGUCUCCACCCGGCCUGGGCAGCACCCGACCCCGCAGGGAACAGGCCCUGUCACCGACGGGGCACUUCGUCCACGCGGCCAGCACCGACUCACCACAGCCCUUCCCAGACCUGGCUGGAAUGACCGGAGCGGUGGGGCUCAUGGCUCCCAUCUUGGCCCCUGGAGGUGAGCUCCUUUGCAGAAGUGGACCCUUCACUCUGAGGAAAGUUGUGGCAUGCAUUCUGAACCCUAGGACACCCCUGUGGGUUUCGUGAAUGAGAUCGAGGCUGCUGUGGCACCCAGCCCGUCCUAGCCUGGAGCACCGUGGGCUCCUGGAGGGAGAGGCCCCACACCCCCCGCUCUCCCUCCACACUUCCAGGGUUGGUGCCCACGUGUCAGAGGCAUGGCCUCCCCUGCGUCCCGCCUUCCCUCAAUGGCCCCCAGGCUUUCCUCAGACAUGCGGGAGCCAGGAGAGCCCCCUUCUCCACUCGGCUCCAAAGCGAAUCUUUGAAAACAUCCACUCCGCUCCCAUCUCUGUCACCUAGCCAGGAGGGGUAGCAAAAAUUAAGUCACGAGGGCAUAGUGGUCACCAUUGUCAGUUAUAGUUUGUCUGUGGAAUCUGUAAUUGCAUCUGUGUGCCGCCUCCAAACACAGAACAUUGUUUGGACAGCAGCCCCACUGCACGUAACAGACCCGUGCAUCUUCCUCAGUUUCUGAAUAUUGUGAAUUCAGGCAGGUGUGUGUUCUCUUCUGCAUGUUUUUAUGCACUGCCAAUUAGCUUCUACUAACCAUGGUUCAACAGAAAAUAAAUGUGUAUUUCUGAAUAACAGAAACCGCACAGCCUGCAAACCAGGAGAGGGACAGGUUCUGUCGGGGGUGACCAGGAGAGAGGGGCAGGUUCUGUCGGGGGUGACACCAGGAGAGAGGGACAGGUUCUGUCGGGGGUGACACCAGGAGAGGGACAGGUUCUGUCGGGGGUGACAUGAGGAGAUAGGGACAGGUUCUGUCGGGGGUGACAUGAGAUAGGGACAGGUUCUGUCAGUGGUGACACCAGGAGAGAGGUACAGGUUCUGUUGGGGGUGACACCAGGACACGGACAGGUUUUGUUGGUGGGUAACAACAGGACACAGGGACAGGUUCCGUCAGGGGUGACACCUGGAGAGAGGGACAGGUUCUGUUGGUGGGUGACAUGAGGAGAAAGGGACAGGUUCUGAUGGGGUGACACCAGGACACAGGGACAGGUUCUGUCGGUGAGCGACACCAGGAGAGAGGGACAGGUUCUGUCAGGGGUGACACCAGGAGGGACAGGUUCUGUCGGGGAUGACACCAGGAGAGAGGGACAGGUUCUGUCGGGGAUGACACCAGGAGAGAGGGACAGGUUCUGUCGGGGGUGACAAGAGGAGAUAGGGACAGGUUCUGUCAGGGGUGACACCAGGAGAGAGGGACAGGUUCUGUCGGGGGUGACACCAGGAGAGAGGGACAAGUUCUGUUGGUGGGUGACACGAGGAGAAGGGACAGGUUCUGUCAGGGGUGACAGCAGGACACAGGGACAGGUUCUGUCAGUGAGUGAUACCAGGAGAGGGGGACAGGUUCUGUCGGGGGUGACACCAGAAGAGAGGGACAGGUCCUGUUGGGGGUGACACCAGGAGGAGGGACAGGUUCUGUUGGGGGUGACACCAGGAGGAGGGACAUGUUCUGUUGGGGGUGACAAGAGGAGAUAAGGACAGGUUCUGUCAGGGGUGACACCAGGAGGAGGGACAGGUUCUGUUGGGGGUGACACCAGGAGGAGGGACAUGUUGUUGGGGGUGACAAGAGGAGAUAAGGACAGGUUCUGUCAGGGGUGACACCAGGAGAGAAGGACAGGUUCUUUUGAGGGUGACACCAGGAGAGGGACAGGUUCUGUCGGGGGUGACACCAGGAGAGAGGGACAGGUUCUGUCGGGGGUGACACCAGGAGAGAGGGACAGGUUCUGUCGGGGGUGACACCAGGAGAGAGGGACAGGUUGUGUUGGGAGGACAGUGCUGAUCGUGUCUCAGCAUCAGGAAAGGAGAAAGGCAGAGGGAGCGCAUUGAGAAGACUGUUCACACCAGAGUACUUAUUCAUUUUUAUUUACUGCUAUAGGAUAAGCAACCAGGUAGUGUUCAUAACAGCUAGCUUUACCAAAAUUAAAGUUCAAAUUAUAUGUUUAAAAUAUUGUAGCAGAAGAUUUAUGUUUAUACUGGACUAUUUUUACACCUUCUAAUAUCCUGUCCCAAGUUUGGGCACAGAUGGUGGAGUUGGGCUGGCAUCAUGUCCUGUGGCCGCCCCACUUGCCUGUCAGUGCCGCUCCAUCCCAGACCCCAGGGGUGCCAGCUCAGGGCCGACCACAGCAGCCCUGUGUGGGCAUCACCUCCUACCCCGGCCCCCACCCUGGGCUGCUGCAGCCGCCUGCUUUUGUGAAUGGUGUUUUGUUGGCGCAGGGCCUGUCCUGUGUGUUCACACAUGCCUGUGGCUCCUUCUGCUGUACAACUGGAGUGGGGAGGAGUUGAGAUGGAGACGCCUUGGCCCUGGACACUUAUCUGUCCCUCUACUGGCCCAGCUCAUCUCCUCCUGUGGGCAAUCACAUGUGCACUGGCCACCCUCCCACCCCACACCAUGAGGGGAUGGCACAGGGGGACGAUGAGGCUGGACAGUGAUGUUAUCAAUAGGCCAGAACAUCCUUCAAACACUGAACCUGCAUCUUUCCUCCUCUUACUACUGAACAAUUUGUGAGCUCUGGUGGUCCAGAGUGUGGCAUUUGUCCCCUGGCCUGUGUUGGGGAAUAAUGGGCACAGCGAGAUGCUUGACUUCUUUCUUUCGACCUCUUAAAAAACUAAACUAAGCCAAACCACAAAGGAAAUCUGCACAACUUAAGAGAAACUUGAAAGGGAGCGUGUAACUACUAGUUUGUACUAAGGUUUUUUUCAAGAAAGGGAAACAAAUUUAUAUAUAUAUAUAUAUGUGCAAUAUAUUUUUACACCGUGUGAUUAACAUAAGGGAGUACUGAGCGUAUCACUUUAUCAGUGUGACGGGUGAUGUCCAUGUCAUGGCUGUUCUGACUCUGAAAGGCACUUCUGCCAACGUCUAAACCGCACUCACUGGGAACGUCCGCGGGGUGGGGUGGCUGUGCUGUCCCUUCUGCAGGUGAGAGGCGUGGUGUCGCCUGUUGGACUUGCUGUUGAGCCUGGCUUGCAAACCUGUAGUGAAACAGCUCAUGUCUGUGUGCACAUGCCCCUGUGUGUCUGCUGUCAUUAACAUUGUGUGUCCAGUUGGUAAAGUGACAAAUAAAGGUGUUUUAAAACAUGGA
This is a messenger RNA of Rhinopithecus roxellana (golden snub-nosed monkey), 6743 nucleotides long. Its product is annotated as tubulin polymerization-promoting protein. Gene Ontology annotation, molecular function: tubulin binding. The record is from RefSeq and is a predicted model, not a curated record. Gene Ontology annotation, cellular component: microtubule. Gene Ontology annotation, biological process: microtubule bundle formation; microtubule polymerization; positive regulation of protein polymerization. The transcript is spliced from 4 exons. Bases 123 to 782 code for a protein of 219 amino acids. Lineage: Eukaryota; Metazoa; Chordata; Mammalia; Primates; Cercopithecidae.